Molecule: messenger RNA, 525 nt
Organism: Nasonia vitripennis (jewel wasp)
Lineage: Eukaryota; Metazoa; Arthropoda; Insecta; Hymenoptera; Pteromalidae
Product: serine/threonine-protein kinase par-4-like
Exons: 2
Coding region: 1-525 (174 amino acids)
Biological process (GO): protein phosphorylation
Cellular component (GO): plasma membrane
Molecular function (GO): ATP binding; protein kinase activity
Source: RefSeq, a predicted model, not a curated record
AUGCCCAAAAACAGCAACACCCAAAACUCAGUUCUUAGCUCUAUUGCAUCACCAUCUUUUUCAAAAAUCAUAAAAUUUUCCAGCAGUCUGCUAUUAGUAAAGAUAAAAUCAUCUGCGCUUAGCCUAAAAGAUGAAGAGAAUGUAACAAUUGCAAAAAGACAUGAUGAUCAAAUUCAUGAAAAAGAUGCUUUUAACUUCAAGAAGCCAGCUGCUUUAUUACCAUCUACAACCAGUCAAGAGACUUCAUUAAAAACAUCGAUUCAAAAAGUUGGGGAGCAUCAGAUAGAGAUUUGGAGUAAGGUAUUAGGUGAAGGAGCUCAAGGAAUAGUGCGAAUGGCGUGCGUACUGACCUAUUUGCACAUGCAGCUAACACCUAUUGUUCAUCGUGACAUCAAGCCUGGAAAUAUCUUUGUUAGUGAGGAUUUCAGAGUCAAAAUUUGUGACUUAGGUUUGGCGAAGGGUGGUAUAACAGAAUCUAAUUUGAAUACAACCUGCAUACGAAACAUUAGAGGGACCCAGAAUUAA